AGAGGACAGCUUUUAGAGUCCCGAGGAUCGAGAUUCAGGCGCUUUUCUCGAACCAUCACUUAAGCUCAUCAGCAUUUGCUUUUCCAUUUGAUGUUUCCUUCUUAACUUUAUACUGCUUCCCUCUUAAUGAAAGCGCUAUUUUGAAAUUAAUUGAAGCAAGAUGCACAUAGAGCAUCACGGCGUAACUCCGGUAGCCCGAAGGUGGUGAUUUUUUUUUUUUUUUUUUCUUCUGUCAUGGUUUGGGUUUGCCAGCAGCUGGCUCACUGGCCAUCCAUCGCAGGUUUUUUUUUUUUUUUUUAAGGAAUGUCACACAUGUGUGAAAGUCUCAGGCGCAUAAAGGCAUAGACUAGCAACCAGAAACCUCUGUAGAACACCUUUGCCAGAUGUUUUAAAACUCACCGAUAGACUGAAUAUGAAUAAUUUGAUAUGUUUGCAAAAUGGCCUUAUCUUGGCAAAAUUCAAGACAACUUUUUGGGAGUGGAGACAUGAUUUACUUGUUCUUUAUUGACAUCAGUUUUCCUGGCAUUUUGCAAAACUGCAUCAUAAGUUGUUGGUGAAAUUAACUUUAGAAUAUCAAUGUAAGAGCAAGAGGGGAAGCAUUUAAAUGUAACCUAGACUCUUGACAAGUUCUCCUGUCUCCUGAUUGAAUCUUCUACUUUUCUCUACCAGUGUUAGAGGAAAAUAUUACAGAUAAUAAUAGAGGCAAAGCUAAGCAAUAAACAGCAAUGUGUUCUAUGACAUCUCAGUUCCACUUAAGUCUUGGAUUGUGCUAAAGCCACAAUGUAGUCAUUGGAUUUUGUUCUGAGUCAGUACUUAGGAGUUGCUGAUAGUUUUGGGUGGGUACAGAGUGAUAUCUAGGAUACAAAGUUAUAUUAAAUGUGGUCUGUGCUUUGUUCCUCGUCAGUGUCUGGGUCAGAGGUGAAAUACUCUUCCUAGUGAUGGCAGGGUUGAUGUGGAUAGUGUGUAAAUUUAAGGACAAGAGAAACCUAGAAACCUAACAAGUGUGAAGGAUGAAACUUGGAUGGAAACUAGUUGGAGACAGUAUGCGAAAUGACAUUGCGGAGCUCAUUUUCUUCUGUCGGUACCCCCUGGCUUGUAGGAUAGUCAUGCAGUGCUCUUGGUAACAUUUGUAAGAUUUCCUUUUGGAGUUGAGUGGUUGCUCUGGCCUUCUUUAAUCCCAGCACUCAGGAGGCAGAAACAGUCUGUUCUACAGACCUAGCUCUAGGACUUCCUCCAAACUAAACGGUUUGGGUGCUUGAUUUUAGCUUGAGUUUUAGGGCCUGGUACGUUUACUAAUUUCAUUCUACCACUAAACUACACUAGUACUUUUUCAGUUUUAAGUAAUAAAAAAAAAAGAUUACUUAUUCUACUAUUGGAUUACAGAUGAAGCUUGUAAAAAUUAAAAAUCUUAUUUGGUCAUUGCUAUUUUCAUUUAGCUUGUGAGGUUUUUUUUUUGUUUGUUUGUUUUUUUUGUUUUUUUUUUGUUUUGUUUUUUUUGGUAGUGUGCUUAAUUGUAAACACUUAUCAACCUGUAGGGUGUGACCCUUUUGGAGUCUAAAGACCCUUUAACAAGAGCUGCCUAAGACCAUCAGAAAACACAGAUGUUUAUAUUGUGAUUUAUAACUAGCAAAAUUAGGAAGUAGCAAUGAAAAUGCUUCUAUAGUAUGGGGUGACUACAACCUGAGGAACUGCAUUAAAGGGUCACAGCAUUAGGAAGGUUGAGCACACUGACAUAGUCGUGAACUGUUGGUUUUUCUCCCCCCUACAUACCCAACCUUUUAUAAGCAUUGGCCAAAUUUUUAGUCUAUGGAAUUUUCAUAGUCAUUUUCAAUUUGAUACUACAUGGUUUUAAUUAUUUGAGCUUAGUAAUGGCUUACAAGUAUAAAUUGAGAAGUUCAAAGGGGAACAUUAUAUUGUAUUGCUUCACAGAACUUGUGGACAAAGGCUGCUCUCCUGGAAUUGUGGCAAUGUCAAAAUUAGAUUGAGUAAGGAUGGCAGGACAGUGUCCCCCACUGUUCCUAGUGGCUUGUGUUUCCUUUUAGAUAGCUUGUUCUUCUGCUGCUCUACUUUUUUUCUUGUUAUUUAUUAGAGAAUACUUUCAUUAGAGAAUAAUUUCUUGUAGUUUUCAUUUUUUGGUUUUUGUGUAGCCAUUGUUGGCUUGGAGCUUACUAUUUAGGCCAGACUGGUUAACCAAAAACUUGAGGUGGGGGUGGGAGUUGUUCCUGUCUUCCCAGUGUUGGGAUUUACAGGGGUAACCAUCACACCUAGUCCAGUUCCUUUAUGCUUAGAAACGUGCUUUUAAAGUAAGACUUAAACACAGAAGCCUGCUGUGGUGCUGUGCAACUGUAAUCCCAGCACUCAGAAGUGCAGGCAACAGAAUUGUGAAUUUAGCUUGGCCUACAUAUCAAGGUCUUAUCUCAGAGCAAAAUAAGAUCCAAGAAAAAAAGGUCCAGUGAGAUAGAUGGUUUUAGGGGUAAAAGUGCCAAGCCUGAGGACCUGAGUCAGAGCUAGAACCCUCAAGUGCAAACAGAGGACCUCAUGCAAAGUCGCUCUCUGACCUCCAGGUCCACACCAAAGCAAGCGCACGCAUAGAAAAAUGAGUAAGUAAAUAUAUACUUAAAACUCUUUAAAAAGGGCUAGAGAGGUGGCUCAUCAGUUAAAAGCAACUCUAGAGGACCCAGGUUCAAUUCCCAGCACGCACAUGGUGGCUCACAGCUGUCUGACAUGCAUUCCAGCUCCGAGUUUCAGGAGAGCCUCGCACACCAGGCAUGCAUGUGUUGCACAUAUCUGUGCAUGCAGACACACUGUGCCCAUACACAUGGGGGAAAAGCUUUGAAAGAAAACAGGAAAAGAAUAAAAUGUAAUGUGCUUAUCAACAAAAAGCAGAUGGCUUGGUAAGCCAACUUUGACAAUUUCUUUUUCUUUAGUGAGAAACCCAUUUUCUUAGUUUAGUAAUAAACCAAACUUUGGGUGUUUAUUCCAAAUUUCACUUAAGUUUAUACUCUGAAUCUGUAUGCUUGACUUAGAGAAAUUAAAUCUGAAUGUACAGUUUACACAGUUAUCUAGAAUCAUGUAAAAUGAGUCAGGUUGGCUUAAUUCAGAUUGAACAUAGAAAGUCCCGAGCAAAUUAUACUUUCAUGAAACAAUUUCUAGAACAGCAGUUCUUAAACUGGGGGUUGAACAUAACCCUUUCACAGAGGUCGCCUAGGACCAUUGGAAACAUAUUUCCAUUAGUCAUAGCAGUAGCAAAAUCACAGUUAUGAAGUAGCAACAAAAUAAUGUUAUGGUUGGGUCACCACAACAUGAGGAGCUGUGUUAAAGGGUCCCGGUCGUAGGAAGGCUGCAGGCCACCGUAGAGCAAGGCUCUGAAGCUCGGCGGCAGCAGCCCUGGACGUGACGCACGUGUGCAGAAGCUGCUCUGGCCUUUCCCCUUUUCAUGCCCAUCACAUUGGAGACGGCUCUUCUGUGACAGUGAGUUGUGCCGUCUUUCUCAGGAAAUGGCUGAGAAGUGGAAAUGAGCUUGGCUUACAUAGUUCCAUUUAAAUUUCCCUGUGAUGGAGAACAUUGAGAUUUCUCAGUCCUGAAAAGUAGGAAUCAGAUAUCCUAAAGUGAUCCUGACUUUAAAUGUAGUGUUUAUAGAGGAUUGUUUUCACUGUGGACUUACUGUUUACACAAUCAAGGUUCUGCAGAGUCGGCACUUCUGCAUGCACUGAUCUUUUCUGCUGGGAAAUUCAUGACUGUCUUGUAAGUUGUUGGCCAUUAGUAAGCAAUGGGAAGCCUGUGACCACAGCCUCAGGUACUGUCUCCUUUCCUGUCCUUAUCAUAAAAAUCACUUCUAAAGAGUCUAGUCAAUCUAGAGAAGAAAAGAUUGCCUUUCAUCUCAAAAAUAAUCAUUUUUGUAGUCAGAAGUAAGUAGUUGUUGGUAUGUGAUGGUGUGUCUGUGUCUCUGUAUUUCUUUUCCACCUAUAUUGUAAUUUAUAUAUAUAUGUCAUUCCAUGGAAACUGGUGGGAAGCGUAGUGUCACUGUGUUGAGUGAAUUUAUGUCUAAUCAUGACAAGCCUGACUACUGUUUCCAGGAAUAUGGAUUUAGUGUUCUAAGCAAAUAACUUAAGGUGGGGGGUGUGUUAAUUACUGUUUGUAACAACUGUUUACUUUUAUAGUAGCUAUUUUUAAUGUAGGCAGAUCUUUAUUAAUUGCUAACUUAGUGUGUGUUAGACAUCCCAGUGGGUACUAUAUUCAUUUAAUGUAGUUCUAUAAGAUAAGUGGAAGCGUUCUUAUUUCACAGAUGAGGAAACUAAGGGAUCGGAAUGGCUUGACUUUAAGGCAGCCACUUCCUGAGUGUGUGUGUCCAUCCGUCCCCUUAAGCAUCACAUCACCAUCUGUCUCCUGGGGGUACAGGAUACCUUCAGAAAUGGAGCUUGAUAUCAACAAACUUACAGGGACUUAGCUGCAGCUCUGAACUGAACGUUGUGUAGCCAACAUUUACAGCAUGUUGAAUCAAACAAAGCAUAGGAUUCUAAGAAAAUAGCUGGAGACAGCUCAGGCCUCAGUUGUGCAAAUGCACAUUCUGCUGGCUACUUGGGAUGCUAUCCAAUACAAUACAGAUGGCUCAGAAGGAUAUGUCACGUGUUACUUAGGGAAUAAUGACAGAAAUAUGUUUUAGAAUGGGCUUUACCUUCAGUUUGAGGUUUGUUGAAUUUGUUGAUAACAAACCCACAGACACAGAGAGCUCCUUGUAUAUAUAAUAGGCAUGUUUUAGUUUUAGUACUUGGUCUAGAGCUUUGUAGGUCGAUUUUUAAAAGAUAUCAAGUGACUGCUUCCCUUCUCCUGACUUCUUGUUUGCCUCUUAGAAUAUUUUACUAGUGGAACCAAUUUCAGUGAAUUGUAAAAAAGAAACCAACCCACAAACUGCAAUUUACUUGCUGUAAACUAAGCAAUUUUAGUGAAACGUUUGCUAGGGUGAAACAGUUCUAUUUGGGAAAGUUUCAGCCAUAGUGCAUAUUAACAUUUUAUUUAAGCUUGUUAUUGCAACGUACUUAGUAGAAAUUAGCUAUAAUGCUCUUUCCUUGCUUUUACAGUGGGAGAUUUUAAUGCUUUGUCAAUGUACUAGUAUUGCCGCGUGAACUCUUAGGGACAGUGGCUUGCCACUGUAAUGUCUGUUCUCUUCAUUUCAAGUGUCACUGAAGGCAGGGAUAUCUGACUCCUUAUAGAAAGGAAACCACCCCUACCACUAAUCCCCCACCUGCAGAAGAGGAAAAAACAGAGUCUAAUCAGGAGGUUGCUAACCCAGAGCACUAUAUUAAACACCCUCUACAGAACAGGUGGGCACUCUGGUUUUUUAAAAAUGAUAAAAGCAAAACUUGGCAAGCAAACCUUCGAUUGAUCUCUAAGUUUGAUACUGUUGAAGACUUUUGGGCUCUAUACAACCAUAUCCAGUUGUCUAGUAAUUUAAUGCCUGGCUGUGACUACUCACUUUUUAAGGACGGGAUUGAGCCUAUGUGGGAAGAUGAGAAAAACAAACGAGGAGGACGGUGGCUGAUCACACUGAACAAGCAGCAGAGACGGAGUGACCUCGAUCGCUUCUGGCUAGAGACACUGCUGUGCCUUAUUGGAGAAUCUUUCGAUGACUACAGUGAUGAUGUGUGUGGAGCUGUUGUUAAUGUUAGAGCUAAAGGUGAUAAGAUAGCAAUAUGGACUACUGAGUGUGAAAACAGAGAUGCAGUCACACACAUAGGGAGGGUAUACAAGGAAAGGUUAGGACUUCCUCCGAAGAUAGUGAUUGGUUAUCAGUCCCACGCAGACACAGCUACAAAGAGCGGCUCCACCACUAAAAAUAGGUUUGUUGUUUAAGAAGACACCUUCUGAGUAUUCUCACAGGAGACUGCGUCACGCAAUCGAGAUUGGGAGCUGAACCAAAGCCUCAUCAAAGCAGAGUGGACUGCACUGAAGUUGAUUCCAUCCAAGUGUUGCUAAGAUAUAAGAGAAGUCUCAUUCGCCUUUGUCUUGUACUUCUGUGUUCAUUCUCCUCCCCCACCCCCAAUUUUUGCUAGUGUGUCCACUAUCCCAAUCAAAGAAUUACAGUAUACGUCACCCCAGAACCCGCAGAUGUGUUCCUGGCCCGCUCUGUAACAGCCGGUUAGAAUUACCAUGACACACACAUUUGCCUUUCCACAGUAUUCGAAAAAGAACUUGCAUUUCUAUUACCUUAGCAGGAAAGAUCUGGUUUUGCUCCACUCCAUGCAGGAGCGGACUUUGCUGGUGUGAGAGUCUGAGUACAGCUUUCUAGCAACCUUCUGUUUCCUUUCACAGCAUUGUCCUUGCUGUCCUCUUGCUGAUGGCUGCUAGAUUUAAUUUAUUUGCUUCCCUCCUUGAUAACAUUAGUGAUUCUGAUUUCAGUUUUUCAUUUGUUUUGCUUUUGUUUUUUUCCUCGUGUAACAUUGGUGAAGGAUCCAGGAAUAUGACAGAAAGGUGGAAUAAACAUUAAAUUUGUGCAUUCUUUGGUAAUUUUUUUGUUUUUUGUAACUACAAAGCUUUGCUACAAAUUUAUGCAUUUCAUUCAAAUCAGUGAUCUAUGUCUGUGUGAUCCCUAAACAUAAUUGUGGACUAUAAAAAUGUAACACCAUAAUUACAUUCCUAACUAGAAUUAGUAUGUCUGCCUUUGUAUCUCUAUGCUGUACUUUAACACUUUGUAUUCUUAGGUUAUUUUGCUUUGGUUACAAUGGCUCAAGUAGAAAAGCGGUCCCAUCCAUAUUAAGACAGUGUACAAAACUGUAAAUAAAAUGUGUACAGUGAAUUGUCUUUUAGACAACUAGAUUUGUCCUUUAUUUCUCCAUCUCUAGAAGGAAUCUGUACUUCGUAUUGCAAGGCAGUCUCUUGUGUCUUCUUAGAGUGUCUUCCCCAUGCACAGCCUCAGUUUGGAGCACUAGUUUAUUAUGUUUAUUACAAUUUUUAAUAAAUUGACUAGGUAGUAUCACAUGUAAUUACACUGAUGUGGCUAUCUUUUUAAUAAAGUUAAGGCACAGUUGCUCAGUC
Mus musculus (house mouse) is the source of this 7032-nucleotide messenger RNA. It is a transcript of the gene Eif4e, whose product is annotated as eukaryotic translation initiation factor 4E. Gene Ontology annotation, biological process: regulation of translation; G1/S transition of mitotic cell cycle; translational initiation. The transcript is spliced from 7 exons. Gene Ontology annotation, molecular function: mRNA cap binding; eukaryotic initiation factor 4G binding; DNA-binding transcription factor binding. Gene Ontology annotation, cellular component: cytoplasm; nucleus; nucleoplasm. The record is from RefSeq and is a predicted model, not a curated record. The coding region runs from base 5452 to 5850 and encodes 132 amino acids. NCBI's taxonomy places the organism in Eukaryota, Metazoa, Chordata, Mammalia, Rodentia, Muridae.